CUGCCAGCCAGCAUACUUGUAUGGUGGACCCCAUCGGCAACAAAAUCACCACUUUGCCCUAUUCUCAGCCUUCUUCGCCAUUCCUUUCCCUCUCCCCACCUACUAGUCCUUUACGUUCAGGUUCCCCUCCCGUCCGACAUGCCUCCGGCAUUCAUUUUGAUAUGUAUUCGCAAUCUUUUCCAGGUCAGCCUUCUUCUACCCAGAAUUUCUCAGACGGAGCCCUACAAUCCUUACAUUCUUCUGUCACUCCAACUCGUGUGUCUGAACCCACGGUCACAAGUAAGUUUUAUUAGACUUAAUCGAAGGUAUGAAGACUAA
This is a messenger RNA of Protopolystoma xenopodis, 318 nucleotides long. The record is from the annotation of a GenBank genome assembly. NCBI's taxonomy places the organism in Eukaryota, Metazoa, Platyhelminthes, Monogenea, Polystomatidea, Polystomatidae.